AUGGCUGCCAUAGGCUGGGAUUCAGGAAAUAUUUACACGACCAAUAUUACUGAAGGUCAAACUUCCGAGAACUCGCGUGUCGAAAUCGAAAAACAACUUCUUGCUUUCAUUAGAGAUUUUUAUACUGGAAAUGAACACAUAUAUAGCAAGCAGCUAUUUGAAAAUUAUUCGACGAAAAGAUAUUUCCUCGAGGUUUCGAUGGAUCAUUUUCGAGCACACAAUGAAUCUCUUGCUGUAAAACUACAAAAUUCACCGAUGGAAAUUUUACCUUUGUUUGAAUUGGCUGCAAAGAAUCAUCUCCAAACAUUGACAAAUUCAACCAAUGUACCUGAUAUACAAAUCAUUUUGAAAUCGUCCACUGAAAUGAUCAAAAUUCGUGAUUUGGAUGCAAAACACAUUUCAAAGCUAGUUCGUAUACCGGGUAUCAUUAUAGGUGCAUCGACAUUAUCGGCAAAGGCAAUUAGUGUGCAGAUAAUGUGUAAAACUUGUCAUCAUACCAAGACAGUAUUAGUGAAAGGUGGAUUUUCCGGCAUUCAACUUCCAAGAGUCUGUGAUAGUGAACCUACCGAUACAGGGCCAAAACAAUGUGUAAUGGAUCCAUACGUUGUAGUUCACGACAAAUCCACUUUUGUAGAUCAACAAACGCUCAAAAUCCAAGAAGCGCCCGAUAUGGUUCCAAUUGGUGAUAUACCUCGUCAUAUGCAGCUUUGUGCAGAUAGAUAUCUAACUGGCAAAGUAUCUCCGGGAUAUCGUGUUAUCGUGAUGGGAGUCUACGAUGUAUACCAAAAAAAAUCUGGAAAAGGAGCAGGUGUUGCAAUUCGUAAUGCUUAUAUUAACGUGGUUGGACUGGAACAUGACACGGAUCAAUCUGAACGGGGAAAACGAAGUUGGACUCCGGAGGAAGAGGAAGAAAUGAUUACAUUGUCAAAAAAUCCAGAUCUAUAUAAUUUCUUUUCAAACAAUAUAGCACCGUCUAUUUAUGGUAAUCAAGAUAUCAAGAAAGCAAUCGCUUGUUUGCUUUUUGGUGGAAGUAAAAAGAUACUUCCUGAUGGUAUGAAAUUAAGAGGUGACAUUAAUGUGUUGUUACUUGGAGAUCCCGGAACUGCCAAAAGUCAACUUUUGAAAUUUGUAGAAAAGGUCGCACCAGUAGCAAUAUAUACUUCAGGAAAAGGUAGUAGUGCUGCUGGGCUAACAGCUUCAGUUAUUCGUGAUCCACAAACACGUGAGUUUUACUUAGAAGGUGGCGCAAUGGUGUUGGCAGAUGGUGGAGUUGUAUGUAUCGAUGAAUUCGACAAGAUGCGUGAUGAGGAUCGUGUAGCAAUUCAUGAAGCAAUGGAGCAACAAACAAUCUCCAUCGCUAAAGCGGGUAUUACAACUAUUCUGAAUUCACGAACUUCGGUGCUGGCAGCCGCAAAUCCUAUCUUUGGUCGUUAUGAUGAUAUGAAAACGCCUGGCGAAAAUAUUGAUUUUCAGGCUACAAUAUUGUCAAGAUUUGAUAUGAUCUUCUUGGUAAAAGAUGUACAUAACGAUCAGAAGGACAGGGAUAUUGCAAGGCAUGUAAUGAUGGUACAUAUUAAUCGAGCCAACCCACCAUCCGUCGAGGGUGAUAUAGAUAUAGCAAAGAUGAGAAAAUAUAUUAAUUAUUGUAAAGCAAAAUGUGCACCUCGUCUGACUGAAGAAGCAGCAAAUAAACUUUGUGCACAUUAUGUAGGGAUUAGAGGCGAAGUUAGUAAAGUGGAACGGGAUAGCAAUACUCGAUCAUCGAUUCCCAUCACUAUCAGACAAUUAGAGGCGAUUAUUCGAAUUGCCGAAGCAUUAGCCAAAAUGACUUUAUCAACCGAGGCUAAUGAAAAUCACGUGAAUGAAGCAAUUCGACUUUUCAAAAAAUCAACAAUGACGGCGUUACAGACUGGUGAAGUCGAAGGAUUAUCACACCCGGAGCUGAUGUCAAAAGUACAAAAGGUAGAAAAAUUGAUUAAAGAUCGUCUUCCAUUGGGAUCACAAAUAUCUUCAAGAAAAUUAAUUGACGAGAUUAUUAAAACUAAAGAGAACGAUUUCACCGAAAUCAUCGUACAAAGAGCUAUUGAUAUAUUAGUGCGAAGAGAAACAUUAUCUUACUCACAACAAAGAAAAAAAUUGUUUAGAGUUGGUGUCUGA
This is a messenger RNA of Ambispora leptoticha, 2157 nucleotides long. Lineage: Eukaryota; Fungi; Glomeromycota; Glomeromycetes; Archaeosporales; Ambisporaceae. The record is from the annotation of a GenBank genome assembly.